AUGGUUCCCCUCGAGAACCUGCGUGUCGCCGUUGCCUUGGGUAGGUAUCUCGAUCCUGCUUUCUUGGACCAACAGCUCUUUGACGAGCUGCGGGCUGUGCCUGGCGAGAUUACCCUAGAAGCCAAUAAACGGUCGGGAAGACGGGUCCCGCUGCACCUUCAAGAUGCGGCUUUCAAGUCUACGGCGUCGAGACCGACGAUCUACCGCAAGCGCCUUGGAAUGGCUAACAGCGCCUCUCCAACCUCCGCCCGUCCGGGCAGACAAGGUCUCACUAGGGCAGACGAGAUGAAGUCGUCACCCUUGCCCAAGUCCACCUCGCUCAAAAUGCCAGCUUGGUACAUCGAAUUCUCCCCGGCGAAGUCCCUUCGUGACCGCCCAAUUGAGCGUCUGCCCCUACCAGGGGCCACUGACAGGGCGCUACAAGCGCACCCGAGAAGGCAGGAGACUUACUGCACGGAUAGUCCACGAUGGGUUACUCAGCUUGUCCAUCGCAACCUUCACCAUUCGCCUUCAUCGCCACCGGCCACAUUAACGUGCGGCUUCAAUGACGAAAUUCAUGCCUGGCUGGCUACUUUCCAGACCCCCGACGAGCACGACAAACACGGCGAACAGGCGCAGCCCGGCCAUCCGCGAAAGCGACGCCGCAUCCCUCCUGACUCCGAGUCGAGGGUUUCAUUAUCGCCGGCAUCGUCACACUCGCCCUGUUCCGCUUAUUGUCUCGUGGAAUCCACGCCUCUCACAGGACUCAAACAAAAGCAUGACGGCAGCCAGCAGCACAACGACGGCGACGAAGAGCAAAGCGCGAGCCCUUCCCAAUAUCCACGACAUCCAUUCCACGCCGCGAGCGUCACAGCUCAACGACCGAUGAAUCGCACGCACAUCCACGCCUAG
Messenger RNA from Colletotrichum orchidophilum, 891 nucleotides. RefSeq lists its product as uncharacterized. The coding region runs from base 1 to 891 and encodes 296 amino acids. Lineage: Eukaryota; Fungi; Ascomycota; Sordariomycetes; Glomerellales; Glomerellaceae. The record is from RefSeq and is a predicted model, not a curated record. The transcript has 3 exons.